This is a messenger RNA of Hevea brasiliensis (rubber tree), 1192 nucleotides long. RefSeq names its product proteasome subunit alpha type-2-A. Gene Ontology annotation, biological process: ubiquitin-dependent protein catabolic process. Gene Ontology annotation, cellular component: proteasome core complex; proteasome core complex, alpha-subunit complex. The transcript has 11 exons. Lineage: Eukaryota; Viridiplantae; Streptophyta; Magnoliopsida; Malpighiales; Euphorbiaceae. Bases 148 to 963 code for a protein of 271 amino acids. The record is from RefSeq and is a predicted model, not a curated record.
CACCGUACGGGCUUUUCCUCUUUUCAUCGUCUCGUUUAAUAAUUAUAUAAAUAUAUACCGUCUCCCCCUCCAAGAAACCUCCUACAAUAUUCCAGCAAGCCUAGCUUUCUUCCUGUUGAAACUACAGAUUUCAUCUUCGAGUUUAAAAUGGGCGAUAGUCAGUACUCAUUUUCUCUUACCACUUUCAGUCCUUCUGGGAAGCUUGUUCAGAUUGAACAUGCCCUAACAGCAGUUGGAUCGGGCCAAACAUCUUUAGGAAUCAAAGCUGCUAAUGGUGUUGUCAUUGCAACAGAGAAGAAGCUACCAUCUAUUUUAGUUGAUGAAACAUCGGUCAGAGACAUUUCUUCUUUAUUCUUUCACAAAUCACAACCAUUUUCCUGUUUAUUGUUUCGCUGCCACUUUCUUAUCCUUUUUUUUUUUUUAAAUUAUUUGUGGCAGGUUCAAAAGAUUCAGAUACUAACACCUAACAUUGGAGUUGUUUAUAGUGGAAUGGGUCCUGAUUUUCGAGUUUUGGUUCGAAAAAGCAGGAAGCAGGCAGAGCAAUAUCACCGACUAUACAAAGAACCUAUCCCUGUUACACAACUUGUAAGGGAAACUGCUGCUGUCAUGCAGGAGUUCACUCAGUCUGGUGGUGUCAGGCCUUUCGGUGUAUCACUGCUGGUUGCAGGGUAUGAUGACAAAGGUCCACAAUUAUAUCAGGUGGACCCAUCAGGUUCAUAUUUCUCUUGGAAAGCUUCAGCUAUGGGGAAAAAUGUUUCUAAUGCAAAGACAUUUCUUGAGAAGAGGUAUACCGAUGAUAUGGAGCUUGAUGAUGCGGUUCAUACAGCAAUAUUAACAUUAAAAGAAGGGUUUGAAGGACAAAUCUCAGGCAAAAACAUUGAGAUUGGCAUAAUUGGCGCAGACAAAAAAUUCAGGGUACUAACCUCAGCUGAAAUUGAUGAUUACUUGGCUGAAGUGGAGUAGCUUGUUUCUGUUCUGCUGCAACUUGAAAGAUUAUCAAUUUCACUUUCCCAAAGAUAGAAAUUUCUGACAUUGGUUCUUAACAGAACUUCAACUUUUGAUGAAGCACUCACAGACUUUUAUUUUGCUUAGCAGUUGUUAUUUUUCCUUUUUUCCAUCAAUGAAAACUUAGCGGACAUGAUUGUAUUGGCGUUUCUUGCUUCACAUUAAUAACAAAAUUCCUUUGCCUGCA